GCUUAUAUAUAUAUUCCUCCGAAUCUAAAGGAGAUCAGAUCCACCACUGCUCUUGCUCCUCUCCCAAAGCCUCCCAUUCCUUCGCAAUCUAUCCUUAGAUCUCUCUCUGUGUUCGGUAAUGGGUAGGCUUUGUUUGAAGUUACCGGUGAUUCUGGGGGUCUUGGCGACGGCUCUGCUGGUCUCGCCGGCUCUGUCACAGACCUGCACGUCGCAGAAGCUCCGUAACAAAAAUGACUACCCCAACUGCACCGAUCUCCAUCACCUGGGUGCCUUCCUCCACUGGAACUUCAACGCUUCCAACUCGUCGCUGUCCAUGGCCUUCGUUGCCCCUCCGGCCAAGACAGGCGGCUGGGUUGCGUGGGCCAUCAACCCCAACUCGACCAAAAUGAUAGGUUCCCAGGCGAUUUUGGCCUUCAAAUCCAACGGCGGGGCCGUGACCAUCCAGACCUACGACAUCAAGGCCUACAAUAUCAGCUUGUCCGGGUUGAACCUCUCGUACCCUGUGUGGGACCUGAAAGCGGAGGAAUCCAGCGGUAACAUCACGAUCUACGGGAAAUGGAAGCUGCCGGCGAAGACGGAGAUGGUGAACCAGGUUUGGCAAGUGGGUCCGGGCAUUCACCCAAACGGCUAUCCGAUAAUACACGACGUCAGCAGUAAUGCGGAGAACCUCAAGUCUAUGGGGACCCUAAACUUAGUUACGGCAGUGGCUUCUAGUCCUGCUUCUGAACCUGCUGCUUCGGGACCCUCUGGGAAUACUGCUCCUGGUCCUGGAUCUGCUGGGAGUGCUCCAAGCCCUGGAUCUUCCAGCGGAAAAAACGGGGUUUCAAGAAACAGAGACAGAGCCAUUUUGAGCUUAUGCAUGCCUUUAUUUGUGAUUCUCGGUAGUUUGAUUGUCUUCUGAUGAGCUUAGUUUUCUGAGAGAUUUUUGUUGUUGGAUCCAGUCUUGUGAUGAACAUUCGUAUCGGAUUUUAUAUAUUUGGUUCAAUAAUAUUUAUUUCUCCCU
Molecule: messenger RNA, 1003 nt
Organism: Carya illinoinensis
Lineage: Eukaryota; Viridiplantae; Streptophyta; Magnoliopsida; Fagales; Juglandaceae
Product: auxin-induced in root cultures protein 12
Exons: 2
Coding region: 119-901 (260 amino acids)
Source: RefSeq, a predicted model, not a curated record